Molecule: messenger RNA, 1875 nt
Organism: Armigeres subalbatus
Lineage: Eukaryota; Metazoa; Arthropoda; Insecta; Diptera; Culicidae
Product: UDP-glycosyltransferase UGT5-like
Exons: 4
Coding region: 121-1680 (519 amino acids)
Molecular function (GO): UDP-glycosyltransferase activity
Source: RefSeq, a predicted model, not a curated record
CGCGAAAACAGAAAACCAGUUGCUUCACGCGAGUCGUUUGAUGUGCACCUUUUCGUCUCUCUCGUCUUGAUUUACGCAUGGUGUUGAGUUAGUGAAAUAGAGUGAAUUAACUGCUUGAAAAUGAAACUUUGGUUAUUAUUGCUUGGUUGUGCGUGGAUCAUUUCAAACCAAGAUGUGCAUUCAGCAAAAAUUCUUGGAGUAUUCCCGACAACCGCUAAAUCGCAUUAUAUAGUGGGUUCAUCCUUGAUGAAGGCUUUGGCAAGCAAAGGCCACGAGGUCACAGUAAUAAGCCCGUUCCCACAACAGAAGCCGUUAAAAAACUAUCGAGACAUCACAACAACCAAAAUAUGGCCAGUUGUUCAACCAAUGCUCGACGAUCUGUUGAAUGUAGCAGACAAAGGUAUAAUAGACGGCAUCAAGCAUACAUAUGAUUUUGGACACCGCGUUAUGAACAGCACGCUGACGGACCCUGCCGUGGUUUCACUAAUUGACUCAAAUGCAACGUUUGAUUUGAUUGUGCUUGAGAUAUUCAUGACCGACGCUAUGUUAGGUUUCUGUCAUCACUUCAAGGCACCAUGUAUCGGUGUGUCUACCUUUGGAGCAUCCAAAUGGACUUCUGAUUUGGUUGGGACACCAUCUCCACCGUCCUACGUUCCAAAUGCCUUCCUCGGCUUCUCCGAUCACAUGUCUUUCAAAGAGCGCAUGAUAAACACCUUGAUGAGCGGAAUAGAAAUAAUCGUUGACAAAGUUUUAGAUGCCCCUGUGCAAACCAGCAUCUAUGAGCAAUCAUUCCCAGGGCCAAAACCUACCCUCGUUGAGUUGAAGAAAAAAGCAGUAUCGUUAGUACUACUAAAUAACCAUUUCUCAAUUAGUUAUCCCCGACCAUACGUUACUGGAAUGAUUGAAGUUGGCGGAAUGCAUAUCAAUCGGGUGCCGAAAGCACUUCCCGCAAAUAUUCAAAGUUUCAUGGAUAACGCAACCGAUGGAGUGAUAUACUUUUCGAUGGGUUCGAACAUAAAAAGCAAAGAUUUGCCAACGGAAAAACGCGAUGCGUUUUUGAAUGUAUUCUCCAAAUUGAAGCAGAAAGUUCUAUGGAAAUGGGAGGAUGAAAACCUGCCAGGUAAACCGGAUAAUGUGUUAAUUCAAAAGUGGUGGCCCCAAGAUGACAUCUUGGCGCACCCCAACGUAAAGCUUUUCAUCACUCAUGGCGGACUUUUGAGUACAACUGAAUCACUGUACCAUGGAGUGCCCGUCAUCGGUAUUCCCGUGUUCGGCGACCAAUACUUGAACAUGGCUAAAGCAGAGCUCGGAGGAUAUGGUUUAUCGGUAGCUUAUGCGGAUAUCUCCGAAAAGAAACUCUUAAACGCACUUAAAACAAUCUUGAACGAUCCAGAGUUUAAGGUUAAUGCGCUGGCAAUUUCUCAACGAUACCGAGAUCAACCAUUAACUCCUCUAGAGCUGGCAGUUUUCUGGGCGGAAUAUGUAAUUCGCCAGAAAGGUGCACCACACAUUCGAGCAGCCGCGAUGGACCUGAAUUUGUUACAGUAUCACAAUCUUGACGUACUGGCAUUGCUAAUAGGACUGCCUAUAGUAAUUGUACACAUUCUCGUUAAAUUAGUUUUCCGAAAAAAGUCCUCGAAGCCCUCCAACAAAACAGAUAAGCGAAAGAAGCAAAAUUAAGGCAAUAAUUUAAGACGGAAGACGAAAGAGAAUAAUAUAUAUUAAUACUGGUAUUUUUGAAUGAUAUUAAACAAUUCACAUUUUUUUGUACAUAUAAAGAGAGAUAACGGAUCAUUUUGGUUUUGUUCAAUUAUUGUCAGUGAGAUUUUUUGAAUCCUUGUGGCUGAAUAUAAGAAUGUUUAAUCUUAGACAAAA